This is a messenger RNA of Lepisosteus oculatus (spotted gar), 2771 nucleotides long. RefSeq names its product erythroferrone. NCBI's taxonomy places the organism in Eukaryota, Metazoa, Chordata, Actinopteri, Semionotiformes, Lepisosteidae. The record is from RefSeq and is a predicted model, not a curated record. Gene Ontology annotation, molecular function: hormone activity.
UGAAAUGACUCCGAGAGAUAAAGAAAAGACCAGAGAGAGAGGAGGGCGAGAGCAAGGGAGAGAGAUUCCAGCAUAAAGAGACUGGAGCCUUCUGAGUGCAACUGUUAGUGAGACAGCAGUCUUCACAUCCAGUCUACCCAACUGGCCAGCGGUACGUCGAGAGAGAUCAGCGCCCGGAGUCUGACAGCGGACAGUCCCUGUCUUUACAGCUUCAUCUCUGGACAUUUGGCUACAGUGAACAAGCAAGGACUGGCAGCAAGAAAACAAAAACACACAGAGAAAGCUGGAGAGGCAUGAGAUGCGGGGGAUUCCUGAGGGUCUUCCCUCCCAUCUUGUGUCUCACUGAUCGGGAUCCCUCUCGUUUCCUGUAGGAUUCACAACCAGAGGCUGUCUCUGAAAGGCCAUAAAUCAGAAUUUGGAAAGAGGGGGAAGAGAUCUCCACGUCUUGACGCAGAAGAUGAGGGACUGGGGGGCCGGGCGAUUGGGUGCUCUGCAGAGAAAUGAGAGGGAAGGACAGUGAGGCAGAACCGAAGAGGUGGGAGAAGGAAAGGACCGCAGAGCCAGAGCCAAGAGGGUAAUUGAAUCUCUUGAACGGGAAUGGGGAUCUAGACGACGGAGGGGUGGGGGGUUACAAACAGAGAGAGGGGCAGGAGGUUCAUCCACAGACGCGCAGCGACAGACGGAGACCCGGCGCCCAGCUGCUCGACUGGACCCGUCUCCCUGGGAGAUGCAGGGAGUGCGCCUUCGUGGCACCCUAGGGGCAGCGGCGUGGGGCACGUGUGGACGGGCAGAGCGCAGAUCCCUGCCCCCGGACUGCUGGCAUCUCCGCUGGCUGCUGCUGCCCCUGCUCGGCGCCCUGCUGCUGUCGGAGGGCCGGGCAGAGAGGGCGACGACUGAGGAGGUGCUGGGAGAGACCGCCACCCAGAUCAGCCUCAACAGCCCGGAGUCCGAGUCCCCUGAGGUGGGCUACAUCAACCCACGCAGCUCCUGGAUGGUCUUCAAGCAGAACUCCGACAAAGGGGUAAACGGGAAGGGGAGACAUACUGAGAGGAGAAAACUGAAGCAUGGUUUGCCCGGCCCCCCAGGGCCACCGGGCCCCCCAGGGCCCCCCGGCCUUCCAGCGCCUCCCCUGGCCCAGGAGGACCUGCUGCGGGAGUUCAAGCUCAUGCUGAAAGAAGCGGCUGCCAAUCGCGGUGCCCUGGAGCUGAUCGUGCGGUGCCCCCUGUGCGACCCCCAGGUGGGGCUGUCCUCCAGCCUGGCAGAAUCGUACCCGCGCGUGGGCACGGCCUUCCACUGCCGCCUGCGGGGCAGCCUGCCCGUGCGCCGCCGCAGCCUGCUGGAGCUGCAGCCGUUCGCCAGUCCCCCCGAUGAGGAGAGUCAGUUCCAGCGCGGGCAGGGAUUCAACGCCAGCACAGGCCGCUACACCGCGCCCGUCUCUGGGUUCUACCAGCUCACUGCCACCCUGCUCAUAGAGCCCAGCGAGUCUCAGAGAAAGGCGCAGGCCAGGCCGCGGGACAGCGUCCGGGCCUCCAUCUGCAUUGAGUCCCUGUGCCAGAGCAACAUGUCCUUAGAAGCAGUCGCAGGACUGGGGUCUGCAGGGAGCCCGUUCUCUGUGCUCGUCACAGGCACCUUGUAUCUACAGGCAGGGGAGUAUGUGUCUGUCUUUGUGGACAACAGCUCUGGCUCGGCCUUCACAGUCCAGAAGGGAUCACUGUUCUCUGGGAUUUUGUUGGGGGUGUAAUUCCUGUUCAUUAAUUCUCCCUCCUUGGAGCCCCACAAACUCGUGUUUUUUUUUCUUAUUUAUAUUGCUUUGCUUGUUGUACUUCUUUAUUAUGGACAGACGUACAAUCUUCAUCAUGCUUUGUUUCUGUGCUCGCCACGUUAACCCCUAACGAGGGACCUUUCGGGGACAAUCUGGGUUUUUUUUGUAUAUACUGACAUACCAAUAUAAGGAUUGGUCACCAUUGAAGGAGACUGCUCGUAUCCAGCGGAUUUUUUUCUGUCCACACAGCUGGGGAUUCUGUAUCCAUGACUCUUGACUCUUGAAUCAACAGGAGCAAAUUCUGCCCAACCUCUCAUUUCCACAGCAAGAUUUUCCUGGGAUUAUCCUGAACUUCUGAGAUCCUGGUUUAGGCAAACAUAGAAGUAAAAAGCCGUGUCCAGAAGGAAACUAGAACUGCAACAAUGACGCUUUCUGCCAUUUGAACGCAAGAGCAGACGUCAGAAACCUACAGUGAUUAUCAUAGAUGUUGAUCUGCAUGGAUAAUAAUGUGACAAAUGGCACUUCGGCACUGCCUGUUCGGAAACGAAAUGGGUCAAGAAGUCCGACUUCUUGGGAACUGCCGGCAAUGAUGGGAAACAUCUAGAAACAGAAGGUGGAGUAGUUGCCAGCUGGAGAGACACUCAGCUCUUGUGAAUUCCCUCAAGGUUUCGGGUGGAGCUGCGCCCUCUGAGCUGACUCGCGUCUGCGUCCCAGCGCUCUGGCCCGUCGCCAAGGCAAUCCCCUCCAGCUUUGGGCGCUGACUGGGUGCGUGUCUGCCUGGUCAGGCCUGCUGUUAAGUUAUGUUUGUAAAUAUAUGGAAAAGGCUUUAAAAUUAAAGUAUAAAAAGAUGUAUUUUUUCAAAUCCUGCACUGAUCCAAUAAUUAAGCAUCUAACAAGCCAAAUAAAGAGCCUAUAUUUAUUGCUUUCUGAUAUGUAUCUGCCGCCACAUGGUAUAUUUAGCUCGUUAAGUGUUUCUGUGUUUUAUUGCAGAUAAACACGUGCAACAUUA